AUGGCUCAUUAUUUUGUGGCGGCCUUCACCGCCUCAGUUCUUGGAGGAGUCUAUUUAAAGUUCUGGAAGUUCAAGUACUGGUCUAGACUCGGGUUGCAAGCCUUGGAAGGAAGCUUACCAUUCGGCUUCGCCAACAGAUUCAUCUUCGGCAGCGCCGUCGUUAGUGAUGAGUUCAAGACGUUGUACGAGACGUUCAAAAGUGAAGAAAGACGUCAUGGAGGUGCCUACAUUUGGUCCACGCCUGUUUACAUUCCGAUUGAUCCGGUGAUUGUCAAAACGGUGCUGGAGCACAAGACGUUCGCCCAGAGGAACAUCUAUUGCAAUUCCACCAAAGAUGCCUUGUUCAACAAGCUGUACUACAGUGGCCAUGAACAAGCUGCACCUUGUAGAGAAACGUUGGCGUCCAUUUUCUCCAAGCAAAACCAGGAGUUGUACUUCAGAAGUCUGGAGCAAGUUUUGGAUGGGAGUUUGGAUGUUUCCGGCACCGAAGACGUGACCAAAUUGUUGACAACAUUGAACGGUACCAUAGUGAAGGCGUUGUUCUUGAACAACACAAUAGAUGACAAGUUACUGCUGAAGAACUUGGACAAAUUAGCUGAGUCUCAAGAUUAUUUCGCCACCAAGUCAGUUUUGGCCUUGAUUUCUUCGUCCAUUUUGAAGUUGUUCUUCGCCCGAAUCUCCAACAGGUCCGCUAUGAACUACUUCACCGAACAAAUCCAAAACACCGUCAAUUACAAAAGGGAAAAUCCCGGCCAAGAAUUCGUGGACGUUCUGAUGCAAAUUAACGAUGACGUGGAGGUCGUUUCCAAUAUUGUGAUGCUGAUACUCGGCAACUGCAAAUUCGUCCCUUCAACCGUGGGCUUUUGUUUGUACGAGUUGGCCAAAAAUGAGGACGUACAAAAGAAGCUGAGGAACGAAAUAAUGGUCGCCUUGGAGCAAAAUAAAGGUGAGCUCUCGUUGGAAACGCUGAACAGUUUGGAGUACCUGGACCAAGUCGUCAAGGAAACCUUGAGGAAGUACCCCACCGUUUCCAUAGUCAAAAGAUCAAACCUGGACAGUUUUGCGGUACCGUCUUCUACUGUGCUUAUCAGCGAGAACACAGACGUGAUAGUACCAGUCUCUGGCCUCCAUUACGACUCCGAAUAUUACCAAAAUCCCGAACGGUUUGAUCCUGAGCGCUUCAACAAGGAACAAAUUCAGAAGAUACAGGAUUAUACAUACAUCCCGUACGGAUCUGGUACUAGGAGUUGUGUUGGGAAGGAGCUGGCUGAUGUACUGCUGAAGCUGGUUGUUGUGAAGUUCGUCACCUUGUACCAGAUGAGUUUACCUAACCCCGAUAGCAAGGUGGAGUUUUUGCCCAACUGUUUGUACACUCGAGCCAAAGAACUGAAGGUCAACUUCCAGAAAAUAUAAUAAUUAAUACUCAUUCUAUUGUUUCAAAUUGUAAAAUAAAUUAAGAAUAAGCAUUUCAAAUUGGUGUUUAAUAUGUUCCUGUUCCUGUUUUAAAUACAAAUCUUGUUACAGUCAAUUAAACAA
Messenger RNA from Aethina tumida (small hive beetle), 1536 nucleotides. RefSeq names its product probable cytochrome P450 6a13. The record is from RefSeq and is a predicted model, not a curated record. Lineage: Eukaryota; Metazoa; Arthropoda; Insecta; Coleoptera; Nitidulidae. Gene Ontology annotation, molecular function: heme binding; monooxygenase activity; oxidoreductase activity, acting on paired donors, with incorporation or reduction of molecular oxygen. The transcript has a single exon. Bases 1 to 1413 code for a protein of 470 amino acids.